Messenger RNA from Mya arenaria, 4389 nucleotides. Its product is annotated as proton-coupled folate transporter-like. The coding region runs from base 1395 to 2861 and encodes 488 amino acids. The transcript is spliced from 5 exons. Gene Ontology annotation, biological process: transmembrane transport. Gene Ontology annotation, cellular component: membrane. The record is from RefSeq and is a predicted model, not a curated record. NCBI's taxonomy places the organism in Eukaryota, Metazoa, Mollusca, Bivalvia, Myida, Myidae. Gene Ontology annotation, molecular function: transmembrane transporter activity.
CCCAAAUCAUGCUAAUAUAUUUAGAUAGUGUAGCAUUAUGCAAAAGCUUGUUAGGCAUUUUUACCAUUGUAACUUUGAAAUUGGCUUAAGUUGAACCAAAAUUAUUAUGCUCUUAAAUUCCAUAUUAACCUUGUAACAAGGACCAAAAAUGAAAUAUUGAAUGCAUUUAUAAUGAUAAACAAUGGGGAAAUUGUUUUCAGUUUUGUAUUUAUCUUUUAUACCUCUGUAAGAAAAUAAAAUUUGUUUUACUUUAAUGCAUCCCAUCAUUUUAAGUUCAAAAUGACUGCUAACAGUGUGUACACUCAAAUCCCCAGGGUUUGAUAAUCGGACAAAUUUCAUAAUUGAUAAUCAAAUCAAAACGGAAAAUCAUUAUCAAUCGUCAAACUAAUAUAUUUUGCAUUGCUUAUAAGUAUUCAAUAUCAAAGAAUUGCAUUGCUUAGGAGUGCAAUGUAAUAACAUUGGUCUAACAUAAUUCUAGAACUGCAACGAUUUACAAAAAGCUCGCUUCGAUUCUAUUCUGAUAUCAGACAUGUUGAUUUGAUUAUUUUCGAUUCAUGUUUUACAUAUUGCUUCUAUUUAAAAUUAAGAUGUUUACUGAAAGUAUGUUAAAUCAUUGCAACUAUGAAAAACUAGGACAGUGUUUCAUCAAAAACAAAUUUUAAUUUACAAAACAUUCUGUUUACAAAGCUAAAUAAGAAGUUAACAUCACAAACUUAUAACAGAAACUGUCUGUUGAUAAACUUGAAAUGAAUAACAAAACAUGACAUGGUUUUGAUAUUCAUUUCAAUUUUAUUAACAGAUAAUUUCUGUUAAAAAUGUGUGAUGGUUUUCUGUACAUGUCAAAUUUGACGAUUUGACAGACUAAUUUUGAACACAUCAGUGGAGUGUUUCCUUUUUAAAUGCUGCAUGAGAUUACCGGUAGUUGAGCUGCCGGACUAAAAGUGGAUAACUAAGUCUAACGUUAUCAAAUUAAAUGUUACAUGUGGUAUUUUGUAUCAAUCCCUCGCGGAGCCAAAACUCCCUGAUUUUAGUUUUUUAGGAGCAUCUUGCAUUGAGGGAGAUGUCAUAUUACUAGGAUAGUAAGAAUGAAACUUUAUUAUUGAUUGGAUGCCAGAUUAACUAUUAACCAAUCGCUUGCCGACAAAAAGUCGACAGGCUUAGAAUGCGGAUACAAUGGGUCAUCUUGUAGCAUGCAUGUUUUAUAAGCCGAUCGAAUCAAGUUUUUGGGGUUUCUGUAUCAAAUCCAAAAGGCGAGUUUAAAACUGUUUUUUCGAUGCAUUGAGGCGAAUCGUUGCACCUCUACAUAAUUCAGUCACUCAAAGUCAUCAAAAUUAGAAACCAAUUACUAAAUAAAAAAUUGAUUAUUUGCUUUUUUUUCAGAAUUGGAAUACAAAAUGGGAGUGAUCAUUACUAUAAGGAGAUGGUCUUUUGAUCUCAAAUCUAUUACAGUAGAGCCAGUUAUGUUCAUCUACAUGUUCAAUGUGUUUUUGAACUUUGUAACGUUCCAGGCCCUAGUUUACGACAAAGUGUGUAAAAUGAAAUUUAAUUCAACAGUAUGUAAAAAUCUGGAAAACAUGACUUUUGCUUUAGAGGAAGAUACUGUCCAGAAAACAACUUCCACUUGGCUCUUGUACAGUAAUCUUACAAUGGCUGUGCCAGGCUUGUUGACUGUCAUGUUUUUACUGGGGCCAUGUGGGGAUAGAUUGGGAAGGAAACUUCCUGUACUUUGCCCCAUUAUCGGAGCCAUUUUGAGUACAGUCUCAAAUCUUGUCAAUGCUGCAUACAUGGAUGCGCCUUUAGAGUAUUUAUUAAUAGGCACUGUCCUUAGUGGGUUAUUUGGAGGGUACAUUGGAGCUUUAAUGGCAAUGUACACAUACAUAGCACACAUUUCAUCACCUACACAUAGAACUGUCAGGAUGGGAAUUCUCGAAGCUAUGGUAUUUCUCUCAGGCACAUUGGGGACAGCAGUGUCCGGUGUGAUACUUGAUAACACCAGUUAUGUGUUUGUGUUUGGGCUGCUUGCCGGUCUGCUUCUGAUGGGCCUGGUGUACACUGUGGUCUGGGUGGACAACAUCGUGCCGGAGCAGGCAGAAUCCACCCCUGAUCCUCUAGGUUGGGCGGCUGUCAUGCUGGGAGUGGUAAAGGAUGUUGCCAUGUGUGUGUGGAAAAGCAGGAGCAACAAGAACUUGCUCAAUCUCUGCCUGCUCUCUGUGAUAAUCUUUUUUCUUAUGCUCGUUAAUGUUGGCGAAAAUGAUAUUAUUCUUAUUUUCACGAGACAUCGGCCAUUCAAAUGGUCCCAAACUACUUUCGGAUUGUUCAAAGGGACAGAGUCUCUACUCCGAGGGCUUGGAAUGCUGAUAUUGAUGCCAAUCUGCAAGAAGAUCUUUGCUGCACGGGAUACUGUUGUGAUGCUUGCUGGCCUUAUUUCAAAAAUGAUUUCCAUGAUUUUUUAUGGUUUAAGUCAAAAUACUGGAGUCAUGUUUAUUGGGGCUAUCAGUGGAAUCCUGCAGGGGUUUAGCUCAGCCUCGAUUAGAGCACAGUCAGCUGGGAUGGUGAAAAGCAAUGAACAAGGCAAGUUGUUCAGUCUGAUGGCGCUGUUUGAGAGUAUUGCUUCCAUGGUAGCUACUAGUUUGUUCAACCCGGUGUAUAACGCCACACUGGAUUUUUUCCAUGGCUUCUGCUUCCUUAUGGCAGCUGGAAUUAUGUGCAUAGGGAUUGCCCUUGGCAUCGUCCUGCAUGUGCGAGUGAGUAGGAGUGGUCAGCAGAAUUACAGCCACCUUGCUGAAGACACACUGGACAUAGCUGAACACAAUGACCAGUCUGUACAGGAACAGAGCACUGCAGUCGAUAUACAGUCAUAAAUAAUAAAAAUCACUAAUUAUAAGUCAUUGAAAUUAUGAAGUUCAUGUAACUUUCUUUGGUAAAGGCCUGGGCUUGAUUUGGGUUUGCAAGCUUAUGCUUACUUCUUCCUCUGAUGUAUUAAAGUAUGUUCAAAAUUAAACAUUGAGUUGUGAGUGUGUAAUACUGCUGUUUUAAUAUUGAAGUUGGUGUAUAGCUUACUCUUGUGGAGAUGUAAGUUGAGAUUACAUUUGGGGUCAUUGGGUAAAGGUCAAGAUCAAGGCUUCUAACAAUAGAAGAACAGUUUGUGCUCAAAAGCUUGAGUUAGGUAUGCUGUGUAGUGAUGAAAGGCUGUGAUGAAACUUGGUAUGUUGCAAGCUCAUGUGGAGACGUGCCAGUAUCUCACUUGUACUUCAUCCGAAUAUACUCAUCCAUGGUGAAAAAUAAAGAUGUGAUGGGUUGAAACUUGUGAAACAUAUCUCGGGAUUGUAUUUUGGGUGAGUAGAGUCAAGGGUAUUGUUUCUUAACCAAUAUUUUAUCUCAAUAACUGAAGUUAUGAAUGAUAUCUAUUAAUAAAGUAAAGUCAAAUAGCAUGUAUGAUGAUGUUUACUUUGCAUUCAUUUUGGUUGGUACGAAAAAAGUAAAUUAUAGAAUUUCUGCUUAUAUUUCUGAGACACCUUAAUGUGAACAUGCUGAAUCAUUUUUUUGGGUAUAAAAUCUUCCAAUAGAAAGUAUGGUAUGGAUUAGAAAUUGUUUUAUUUUGGCUCUGUUGAUUUAUAAGCAUUCUCAUUCAUCAGAGGUUUGAUAAUGAUAGUUAUAUGUUAUAUGCAUAGCAUCAUCUCUUUGGAAUGAGAAUGAUUUAUAAGUUGGUGCAUUGAAGGUUGUUUAGAAUUUCAUUGACAUUGGGUUCGGUUCACAUUUUCGAGCAAGUUUGGUAUUUUGGUCACUUCUAAAAAGCCUUUAAUGCAAUUGACAUAUUAUUUAUCAUAGUGAAUAAUGCCAUCCAAAAAAAUAAGUUGGAUUACUCUAUGAUUCUCAAUUCAAGUUAUGACCUCAGAUUGACUUUGAAAGUUUAAUUGAUUUUUUUUUUUUGCAAGUUUGGAUUUUUGGUCAUAUCUCAAAAAUUGUUAAGGCAAUGUAGAUGAUAUAAUUCACCUUAGUAUUUUAGUAUUCAAUGUCAUUUGACAAUUAUGUUGAAUAACUCUUACUGACAGCUCUUGUUUGAUGUUUUGAUGUUAAGUUGACCUACUAGUGUCUUUAUUUUGAAUGAACCUAGUUCAGUAAAGAGUUUCAUUGUUACAUUAUUCACAAAAAAUAUCUUUAUCAUAAAAUGAUGAUAUUUACUGUCAUGGAGAAAAUGUGUUUCUACCCUCUUGCUUGCAUAGAUUAUAAUAAAUCGCUGCAUGGAUGUGUAAUGAUUGAAUGUAAUUUAUUUUGAGCAUAAUGAAUAAUGAUAAGACUGGCUGCUGUGAUACACUAGACAAUCCAUUUACUGUAUUUAGUGAUUUUGUUUAAAACUUGUUUUGUAUUGUUAUAAAAAUUUAAGCUUUA